CUUUUGCAUGGGAAAAUGAACUCAGGCAUAGUUCCUCCUACGAUAGGGCCGUGGUGGAAGCAGAAUUAGAAAAAGAGAUUAUCGAUGAUGCAAUCGUAGGAAUGACAUACAAAGACAUGUUUGGCGUACUUUUCUGA
Molecule: messenger RNA, 137 nt
Organism: Paraglomus brasilianum
Lineage: Eukaryota; Fungi; Glomeromycota; Glomeromycetes; Paraglomerales; Paraglomeraceae
Source: the annotation of a GenBank genome assembly